Messenger RNA from Lodderomyces orthopsilosis Co 90-125, 1044 nucleotides. RefSeq names its product putative GTPase. NCBI's taxonomy places the organism in Eukaryota, Fungi, Ascomycota, Pichiomycetes, Serinales, Debaryomycetaceae. Gene Ontology annotation, molecular function: GTPase activity. Gene Ontology annotation, cellular component: cytoplasm. The transcript has a single exon. The record is from RefSeq and is a predicted model, not a curated record. Bases 1 to 1044 code for a protein of 347 amino acids.
AUGUAUGGACAAGUUGUUAUAGGCCCACCAGGAGCAGGUAAAUCCACUUAUUGUCAUGGAAUGUAUCAAUUUUUAUCAGCUAUCGGACGUAAACUGAGUAUUAUAAAUCUAGAUCCAGCAAAUGAUAGACUUCCAUACCCAUGUGACUUGGAUAUUAGAGACUAUAUUGAUUUAGAAGAUGUCAUGAAUGAACUUAAUUUAGGACCCAAUGGAGGAUUAAUGUUUGCUAUGGAACUGUUAAUUGCUAAUGGAAUUGAUUUAUUUCUCACCAAAGUCAAGAAACUCGUUGAUGAAAGAAGUUACUUGUUAUUUGAUUGCCCUGGUCAAAUUGAACUCUUCACUCAUCAUAGUGCUUUACACAAGAUAUUUAAUACGCUAACUAAGGAAACAAAGAUGAGGUUAUGCGUUGUAUCGAUGGUUGAUUCAAUAUAUUUGACCAGUCCAUCGCAAUAUAUUUCCAUAUUAUUAUUAAGCCUACGAUCGAUGUUACAGUUGGAGUUACCUCAAGUCAAUGUUAUAAGCAAAAUUGAUUUAUUAAAAGGGUACGGGUCUUUACCUUUCAGAUUGGAAUAUUAUACAGAAGUUCAAGAUUUGCAUUAUUUAACUCCUCAUUUGGAGAAGGAAUCAAACUCAAUAUUGGGUAAAAAAUACGUACGCCUUACAGAAUUAAUAGGUGAAUUGGUAGAAGAGUAUCAUUUAGUAGCAUUCGAAGUCUUAUUUGUGGAAAAUAAGCAAAGUAUGAUUAAUCUACUAAGCGUAAUCGAUAAAGCUAAUGGAUACAGCUUUGGCAGUGAAAUUGGAGGAGAUACAAUUUGGAGUGAAGCAGUUAGACAAGGUGGAUCUGCUGGUCAUCAAGACAUUGAUAUCCAUGAACGAUGGAUAGAUGAGAAGGAAAAGUACGAUCAGGAAGAACGAAAUAUCCCCACUGAUGAAAUAAAUGUUGAUGAAGAGCAAGAAGUUGAAAAUGCCGAGGAUGCAGAAUGGGAAGCUGCUUUGCGUGAUUGGGAAGAAAAACAUGGAGGUAGUGGUGCAAUGAAUAGAUAA